Messenger RNA from Bursaphelenchus okinawaensis, 1379 nucleotides. Lineage: Eukaryota; Metazoa; Nematoda; Chromadorea; Rhabditida; Aphelenchoididae. The record is from the annotation of a GenBank genome assembly.
AUGCCCUUCCUCGGUAAAGACUGGAGAGCUCCAGGUGAGACCUGGGUCCGCCUCAACCACACCUCGGGAUGGGAGCGAAUCAAACUACGUCCGGUACAAAUUGGUUCUCUCGGGGACUCUAAGGAAGACGACCUUUUCAAAGGUCGUACUAGUUCCGUCAGUAUCUCCAGUGUUGAUGACAUUCUGAGCUCCAGUCCAACACAAAGUAACUCCAGAUCGGACUCUGACGAAUCUGCCGGUAAGAUGACGUUUAUCUAUUAAAUGAUGGUUUUAGCAGAAGAAGACGAGGGAUGGCAACCUUUUGUGUUCGUGAAGCAAAACCGUUCCAAAGAGGUGAGAAAAGUUACAGUAAUUUAUGAUUUUUACAGUAAUCUAGACUUUUAUUUUUGAAACCAGUUUUUAUAUCUGACCUUUGGCCAAAAAGUAAACAUAGACAACAUAAAGGACAAUUCUGUGUACUUUUUGACCAAACUGCGGAUAUGUUGUUGUUUUUAAUCGUUAAAUGUGUUUUAGUUCAUCGGAUGUACUAGUAUGAGCGAAGCCUUCCACCGCCUGGACCUUGCCCGUGCCGUUCUGGACGUUCGUCGUUUCAAUUACGUGUGCAAGGUAAAUCAACUUUCACUGGACAACUAUUUUAAUUUAGGUUGUUCAAAUCCUGGUGAACGAAAAGCUCCAAAACCUAAGUGCCACAGCUCGAAAGCACCUUUUUGCCAUCAUUCAAGCCAUCGUCAUUCACAGUAAGUUCAUUUCGAAAGGUCAGCUGGGGAUGUCACCUGUGACUAAUAACAUUUCGUUCUUCAGGUGUCGAAAGAGACCUUCACGUGAGCACGGCCAGGGAACUGGUCUCUCAGUUCGGCACAGGUUUGGAAGGUCAUGUUUGCGGAUCGCCUCAGCUGGUGAGUAAACAACUGGACAUGGCCAACGAUCUGUUAGACAUGAUUGUUGAUCAGAACCCCAUCACUUUGGCCGAGUCCAAUGAGGAGUCCCUCACCUUCCUCGACCUCCCCAAGGAGAUCAUCGCACUUGUGCUGAGACGUCUGCCCGACCACUUGUCCAUGCUGGAAGCGGCCAAAGCUCACGAGACUCUGGACUCGUUGGUAUCCAACGAGUCCCGGCUGUGGCAGUCGCUGUCCAAGUUUCACUUCACGGAAGAGCAGAUCGCCAAGCAACAGAAGCCAGACAUGACCUGGCGCCACGUCUUUUACCAGUGUAAAAAGUACUACGGGCUACGCGAAAUGUACGCCGAUCUCAUCCACAUUUGUUGUCAUUGUAAAGCCUUAUUCUGGAAAGACCACGGCCAUCCCUGUGUUGGCCGUGGCGACGCCCCGUCCGUCCGAGUCACCCCUGCCCAGUUCGUUGACAUGUUGUUGUUCCUUUAG